Molecule: messenger RNA, 2976 nt
Organism: Mesocestoides corti
Lineage: Eukaryota; Metazoa; Platyhelminthes; Cestoda; Cyclophyllidea; Mesocestoididae
Source: the annotation of a GenBank genome assembly
AUGUCAGGUCACACUGGCGAAUGUGCUUGCAAUUUCGUCCACCAACAUCCUAGUUUAGAUGGAAAUUUGGAAAAGGGCGAAGAAUUACUACAGUUGCAGAGUCGCCAUCUUCAACUACAAGCCGACGUGGCUGAGUUAAUUAAAAAGUCGCAUCACUUUGAUCCCACAUCAUCGUCACCAAAGGAGCACGAUGUUGAAGACCACUUAAGUACAAAAAAAUGUAAUCAGCAUUCUCAGAAGCGCGGUUCGUCUGCCACCAAACAAGCACCACUUAAGUCCUAUCGGCGAGGCGUAUGUACAGUUCCAGUUUGUGCUGCACUUGCCACACAACCGAAUCACAGAUUACAGGACUUUAAUUCAAAUGCCCUCGAAGAAAGCGAGGGGAUUGAACCGUCAGCAUUGUCUUGCCGUGGAGUUGCUGGUGGCGCAUCUACCGGAACAAUUGAUCUCCGAGAUAUCCGUGAAGAGAUCAGUCUCCUACGUCGAAAAUUUGAUGAAGAACUGCACAACAUGCAGUCGGUGUUGCACGAUAAUAGAAUGGAAAUUGCCAGGUUGUUUGAGGCGCCGAAGUCUUCAUCUGAGAGCAAAGAGAACGCCGCGCCACCUUCCGGUUCACCAGUUUUGUCGACUAAGCGGACACUUGAGGGCACGCAUGGCUUUCCUUCAUCGCCGCCGCCGCCACCACCGCAGAUUCUAACCGACGCCCAGCAAGUUCUAACCGAUGCAACACGACGCCGGAAGGUUUUCGACCACGCGGUCGCCAAUUUUGAGCGCGAUCGCCAACAAAAUGAUAUUUUCGACAUUCUGGAGACGCUUGGACAGCUAGGCGAUGACGAAGACAACGACGUGCUGCGUAUAAAGGCCCUACUUGAUGAUGCCGUGAAGGACCUCGAGACUAAACCGAAUUCGCAUAAGUCACCAAUUUUAGCAGCAAGCAGCUCCAAUGCACGCGCCAAUCGUUUGUCAGUUCCCAAACAAGCUCGUGCUGCAGCGCCUUCGAAAAAUUCUCAACUCAAACCAACCGCUAGAGGUAAUGUAGCCUUGGGGGGCAAAGCGUCCUUGUCUAAACGCAGACCCACGUCUAUGCCGCCUCCAGCCACAAACGACGCACCCGCGCGAAGCCGUGGCACUAGCCUGGCGGAACUGGUCGAUUUUUCCACCAAUCAGCGUGCUCCACCACUGAUGCAACAAACAAAGGUCGUUUUGCCGUCUUUGCCAGAAGUACUGCCUCCACCAACACCGGCAGCCCCGCCAAAUCCACCAACUAGCGCGAAAUAUGUCCGGUUUAAAGGAGACCGUUCCAAGGCCAGAAGUCCGCGACCACCUACGUCAGCUGUUGCUGUACAGCAGCCUCCUACUCGGGGCAGUUUGAAAAAGCCACCAACAUUCCUGCCGCUCGGAAUGCGUCAGUACACGGCAUGGCCUCCGCCGGAUCGCACAGACAUUCCACCUCCAACCGUGCCACCACCACCACCAAUAACAACAACAGGAAUAGGUGUUUCAGCAGAAUCGGUGCGUCGACAACUGGAAGAAGGGAUGUUGGCGCGAAUUCUACAGCAGCUCUCAUCUCUGAAUGCUUCACUCAGGCCGUCUUCCACAGAAGCCGUCGCAACAUUGUCACCCGAUGUGCUCAAGGAGCUGCUCAACGAGGCUUUGCGCGGGCAUGUGACUGAAGCGGCGCGACCGAAGACGCCUCCAACUUCCAAGCCUCCACCGCGUCGAUGUAUCAACGUCGGCACCUCGCCACCAACUUCACUGGAAGAGUCGUCGAGGUUGCCACCAUCACCCGCAGACAUCGUGUUAAUCGAGAGAGCUGCGAGUGCUGAGCCAAUACCGCACAGCCCGAGCAAGGAAUCCGUCGGCAUCUCCGUCCAAUCAAAGCAGCCGAUUCGUAGUCCCUCUCUUCCCAGCUUUACACCAGAAGCUGCAGCGCCACUCCGCUUAAAGUCAUCGUCUCCUUCCCCGUCAGCUGACGUCGCCACCGCCACCGCCGUAACCCCAAACCUCACGUCGUCUGUGGAGACGACGAGUGAUGCUGACGAGGCGUGGAGUUUAACGGCGCCUCAUUCGUUCAGCGAAGGUGUCUGGUUGGAACAAGAUCUGUCAAUGGGUGAAAAAAGUAGACUGCCUCUUGAUGCCAAGGAGGCGUCGAAAUUGGCCAGAAGGCUGGGCCAAAUGCCAUCGGUGUGUGAAAGUCCUGGAACUACUUCGACAACGAGUUCCUCGCAAACUCACAGCUUGGGGGAGUUCACCGUGGAGGAGAUCAGUCGUCGACCUGGUGCUUGGGUUGCUCCGUGGCGCGAUCCGCUUCUUCAUCUCAUUGCGCUGAAUGCGUCUCGGCAGAACUCCAAACUACCGUGGAAUCAACAGCAGAAGAUUGAACAGGCGGCUGCAGCAUUAAAACGACGCCAGCACGAGCAGACGCCGCCGCCGAAUGAAGACGACGUAGAUGUGGCGGAGGAGCACUUCGAUUGGAUGGACGAAAUGCUCACCAAGUUGGAGACCGAGGCACUAGCAACCACCAAUCAAAUCUCGACCCCGGACCAGAUGUCUCUGGGCGAGGUUGUCGUCGUGUCCAAGACCAAACGCCAAGAGAUUCUCGCCAAAUCGUCCAUGCGGAUGCGCCAACGCGAUAACUGCGCCUCCUCUGACGACGAAGAAACAACUCUAACGCCAACAGAAACAAUCAGUGCCGCUUCGCGCAAAGUUGAACCGACUUUGGUUGCCAAGGCGACGAAUGCGAUCUCUGAAGGUCACGAUAAGGACGACCUAUCGCAAGCAGAAGGCUCCAGUUCGAAGCGGUCCCUGCUUUCCGCGGUAGAGGUUCUUUCAGACGACGACGACGACGACGUUGAAGAAGAAGACGUCGGUGAGGCUACAUUAAAGUUGGACAGCGAGUCAAGCAGAGAACAGGACUUGACAAAUAUAGAUUUUGAUUCGAAUAGUGAUGAGGAGAAGGAUGAGCAAAAGGAGUAG